AUGAAGCAGCAGAGGACAAUCGCUUUAAUCGACAUGGAUUGUUUUUAUGCACAAGUGGAGCAAAGAUUACAGCCACAUCUCUGGGGGAAACCAGUAGCCGUGGUGCAGUAUAGCAACUAUAAAGGUGGAGGGUAUGUUUCCAGGAUUUUAGCUGCUUCCUAUGAAGCUCGAAAAUAUGGUGUGGGACGUUCAGGAAUGUUCGGCGACGAAGCAAAAAAAAUUUGUCCCGAGCUAACAUUAUGCUACGUUCCGCAGUGUGAGCAUUCAGACAAAGCUGAUCUUUCUCGUUACAGGGAUGCGUCGGAUGAAAUUUUUAAUGUGUUGAACAACUUUGACAGUCGUAUAAUUGUUGAAAAAGCUUCAAUCGACGAAGCGUUUCUAGACCUUACGGAAUUAGUUGAGUUUGUGAUUGAAAGCGAAAAUGUUUCACAAAGGGUAUUUUUUUUGCGCAAUAAUUUGCCUAUUCCGUGCAUGAUCUUUAAACCAAUUCGGAUCAUUGAACAUGAAUAUGCCACUUCAUUAGAAUAUUUCCCAACCACGCACAUUGCUGAUGAGCAGGAUGAAAGACCGGCUGACAAUCCUGAAUGGCAGUAUGACAGGGUAAAAAACCUUUGUCAGUGGAUGGCAAAAGCUGCAGUUGAAGGGGGAGAAAAACAAUAUUUGGAAGAUCGAGGAAUCUUAGAUCAAUUUUUCAAGUUGCGGUUGGCUGUAGGGGCUGAAAUUGUGGAGCAGGUACGAAGAAGAAUAAAGGAAGAGACGCAGUUUCAUUGUUCAGCUGGUAUUUCUAUAAAUAAGAUGUUAUCUAAAUUGAUUUGUUCGAAGCAUAAACCAAAAGAACAGACGGUGCUUAGCAGCGACAUGAUACCAACUUUAUUUCGCACUACAAACAUACGCUCAGUACGUAAUUUAGGCGGGAAGUUGGGGAAGGCUUUAUCCGAAUCCUUUAAUAUACAGGUAAUUCGUUUUGAUUCCAGCUUUCUGUUUCUCCUUUUCGUUACUUCUUCAAGACUCACUUUUAUCGGUACAAUGGCAGAUUUAUCUAAAAUACCAUUAGAUACUUUGCAAGUACGUUUCCCUGCGCAGGCAACAUGGAUUUAUGAGCUUGCGAAAGGUAAUUUAGGUGUUGAUGACGAAGAAGUCAAGCCACGUGACAAACAAACAUCAAUUGCCGUGUCAAAAAAUUUUCCUAUCCCCUUAACUGUUCUUGAUGACGUCAGGAGUUGGCUAGAUGGGUUAUCUAAGGAAAUAACAAAACGACUUUUAGAGGACCAAGUUAAGAAUAAAAGGACUGCUCAAACCUUACACGUUAACUGUGUUUUCAAGUCUCAGCAAAGUGGCAGAAGUUUUGAAAUAAAAUCUUAUAGUUCUACCGCAAUAUUAAAUAUGUGUUGGCCCUAUAUUCGAGGUUUAAACAGAGCUAAGUCGUCAGGUUCCUGGGAACCUCCGAUUUUCAACAUAUCGCUUUCUGCUGGUCGUUUCCGUGAAGGUAUAGACUCUUCGUCAAGGCAGAUAACAGAGUGGAUGCUCCAGAAAGCAGAACAACUUGUAGCUGGAGUAGAAGAGGCUGGUCCUUCGCGCUCAGCAGAUGAGAAGUCUCUUAGUCCUUCAAAAAUUCUUGAAACUGCCAAAAUGACUAGUGGGGAAGUAGUUAAUCCGAGUUUCAAGGUUGACGAAUUUUUGCCGAAAACUAUUGAGGAUAUACCAAAAGAUAUGCUCAAUAAUCUUCCCGAAGAUAUUAAGAAGGAAAUUGCUGAUUAUUGUAAGCAUGGCGGAUCAGGCACCGUGGGAAGUUCUAGAGUUGGGCAGAAGUCUGUUGCUUCGAAGGAGCAUGCUGGUAAGAAGAGGAAAAAAGCAGUACCCGAGCGUGAAGUCGCUUCUAAGAAGAUUUCCCAGUUUUUUCAGAAGGGUAGUUGA
Enterobius vermicularis (human pinworm) is the source of this 1914-nucleotide messenger RNA. Lineage: Eukaryota; Metazoa; Nematoda; Chromadorea; Rhabditida; Oxyuridae. The record is from the annotation of a GenBank genome assembly.